Lathyrus oleraceus (garden pea) is the source of this 1591-nucleotide messenger RNA. Its product is annotated as UDP-N-acetylglucosamine transporter UGNT1. The record is from RefSeq and is a predicted model, not a curated record. NCBI's taxonomy places the organism in Eukaryota, Viridiplantae, Streptophyta, Magnoliopsida, Fabales, Fabaceae. The coding region runs from base 258 to 1292 and encodes 344 amino acids. The transcript has 10 exons.
UAUAAUACUUGUUUUGAAGAAACAAGACAAGAAGUAAAGUUGUAGUACUAGUGGUGGUGGUGUAGUCGGAGGUCCGAGAAGACAGAGUUGACAAAGUCAGUCAGGGUCAAUUUCGGAGUUCUCAUUCAUCCAUUGCCGUCUCUCAAACCUCUUCCAUUUCUCAAUUCUCCUAUAACCCACAGAACCCCCUUUUUAUCUUCCUCUUCAAUUUCAAUUUUUCAAUCGUAAAACAAACCGUUUUCUCAUCUUAAAUUAUCAUGUCUUUGAAACCGUCGAUUUCCUCGGAGAAUACCAUGAUUCCUUUGUCGGAUCCUCCCAAAACUCAACCCGACGACAAGCUUUUCAAAGGCUCCGCCAUGACCAAACGUGGUGCUUACGCUGCCAUCUCGUACAUGUCCUGCGCUGUUCUAUUGGUGAUGUUCAAUAAAGCAGCUCUUUCUUCUUAUAACUUUCCAUGUGCAAAUGUUAUCACACUUCUUCAGAUGGCUAGUUCGUCUUUUUUUCUUUAUAUAUUGAGGCGCGGGAGAGUAAUUAGUUUUACAGCAAGUGAAUCCUUACUUAUAUCAGAUACUUCCACAAAAUUUGUAUCACUCAAAACUUUGAAGCACACUUUUCCUUUGGCCGCGGCAUAUUUACUUUACAUGCUAGUCACCAUGGAGGCUGUUCGGGGAGUAAAUGUUCCAAUGUAUACGACUUUGAGGAGGACAACAGUUGUAUUUACAAUGUUUGCAGAGUUUGUUUUGGUGGGGCAGAGGUAUACGCAAUCCGUCGUUUUCAGUGUUGGCUUGAUUAUCUUUGGCGCAUUUGUUGCGGGAGCACGGGACUUAUCUUUUGAUGGUUAUGGUUAUGCCGUUGUUUUCAUGGCAAACAUUACUACAGCAAUAUAUCUUGCUACCAUAGCCCGCAUCGGAAAAACUAGCGGUCUUAAUAGCUUUGGCCUUAUGUGGUGCAACGGUAUCCUUUGUGGGCCAGUUUUACUCGUCUGGACGUAUAUUCGUGGUGACUUGAAGACGACAAUCGAUUUUCCUUAUCUCUUCUCACCUGGCUUUCUCGUUAUUUUGCUUUUUUCAUGCAUAUUGGCGUUCUUCUUGAACUACUGUAUAUUUCUCAACACAACUCUUAAUUCCGCUCUAACACAAACAAUUUGCGGUAAUAUGAAGGAUCUAUUUACAAUCGGCUUUGGUUGGAUAAUUUUUGGCGGGCUACCAUUUGAUUUUUGGAAUGUAGUUGGACAAAUUCUCGGUUUCACCGGAUCGGGUUUGUAUGCUUACUUUAAGCUCAUUGGCAAAUAACUUGUUCAAGUCCUCCAGAUGAACAUAGAAUAUGAAUCAAACUUGGUUCUGUGGAACAUGUUAUGGACUAAUCUCAAUAUGUUUAGGAAAUUUUGUUGAAUAGAAGAUGACACAAACAUUUUCUUAGGAAGCAUUCUAGUUCUGCUGUCACGGCUGUAAUGUAAUAAAACCAUCGUUGAUGAUGAUGUAGUAUGUUCACACUUCACAACCAAUGGAAAAUGUGAAUCUUGUGCAUCCUCCUUCUAUUUGAAACUGUUAACAAACACAGUAUUAUUUUAAUCUAUUAAUUUAUUUCACUA